AUGUCCCCCCCUGCAGUUUCCCCGGCCAUCUCCUCUGGCCGAUGCCGGCAUCUGUCUUCUGGGUUCCGUCCCCUGCGACGUCGGGACGUACGGGGGACGGAACGGCGGGAAAUUCAAAAAUGUAAAAAUAAAACAUUCCUGUAUCAAACCAUUUCACAUACAUUUUGUCCCGAGUGCUUUGUCCUGUGCCCUGCCUGCAUUUUUACUGUUCUUUCUGCCUGGAAACUGAGAAACGUCCAUGGCGUCCAAAAAGCGUCCCUUUAGGUCAAAAGCGGUUUUAGACCGGCUAGAGAACAGCGAUAGUAAAUUAGAACCACUUGCAGAAUUGA
Molecule: messenger RNA, 329 nt
Organism: Staurois parvus
Lineage: Eukaryota; Metazoa; Chordata; Amphibia; Anura; Ranidae
Source: the annotation of a GenBank genome assembly